Molecule: messenger RNA, 382 nt
Organism: Maniola jurtina (meadow brown)
Lineage: Eukaryota; Metazoa; Arthropoda; Insecta; Lepidoptera; Nymphalidae
Gene: Uqcr11
Exons: 1
Coding region: 142-318 (58 amino acids)
Biological process (GO): mitochondrial electron transport, ubiquinol to cytochrome c
Cellular component (GO): mitochondrial inner membrane
Source: RefSeq, a predicted model, not a curated record
GCAUCUGGUCGGUGGUCAGCCGUCAGUGGUUUGUACUCUGUAGUCUGUACUCUGUGAUCUGAGGAUUUUAUUCGUGACAUUUUUACGUAACACGAAAGUCGAAAAGUGUCUGAACACAUUUUCACAAAAGAAAGAGCCGAGAUGCUGGGCAGGCUGGGCAAGAAGCAGAUGGAGAUCGCGGCGAGCUUCGCCUCGUCGGCGGCGGGCUACGGCGGCUGCGCCUUCCUCGCGCUGCUGUACGUCACGGACUGGAAGCUGUUCGUCACCCGGAUCCCCUACUACGGCUCCAAGUUCAAGGACCUGCCGCCCGAGGAGUAAUGCGCUCGGGAUUAAGUGUUUCUGUUUGUUCGACUAGUGAUUAAUAUAAGUUAUAGAUUUCCAA